Anneissia japonica is the source of this 414-nucleotide messenger RNA. RefSeq lists its product as uncharacterized. Bases 1 to 414 code for a protein of 137 amino acids. The transcript has a single exon. Lineage: Eukaryota; Metazoa; Echinodermata; Crinoidea; Comatulida; Comatulidae. The record is from RefSeq and is a predicted model, not a curated record.
AUGGAACGAAAUGGUCAUAUCACAAAAAUAUCAGAACCUACUGAUUGGGUCAGUUCCAUGGUAGUUGUAGUGAAAGGCAACAAGUUAAGAAUAUGCUCCGACCCUAAAGACCUCAAUAGGGCAAUCAGAAGAGAACAUUACCCGAUCCCAACAGUUGAAGAGGUAGUGGGAUCGAUGGCUGGUACAAAAGUCUUCUCUGUAAUAGACGCAAGGUCAGGCUUCUUACAAAUAAAACUUGACUAUGAGUCAAGCCUGGUGACAACGUUCAAUACACCAAUAGGACGCUACCAUUGGUUGAGACUACCAUUUGGAAUAAAAGGUGCUCCGGAAAUAUUCCAGAAAAUAAUGGACAACAUGCUAAGUGGCAUUGAAGGAGCUAGAGCAGUAAUGGAUGAUAUCCUUGUAGCUGGCUGA